AUGAAGAAGAAGGACAUGUAUCUCCGGCAUGCACCCGAAGGAUGGGAAGAAGAGCCAGAAAAAAAGUUCUAUCAAGCAUCUGUUCUCCUAGAGUCCAAUGAGGGUUGCCAGUUUAACCUCACUGUCGACGUGGAGUAUCACGCCCUUACUACGGAUUGGAUCUCCUGGAGCGACAUCAACAACAUCACAUCGGAAGAUUACCCCAUGUCAGAUGCUAUCGUUCAAUCGAAUGAACACUGCCACGAGAAUGAGAUUGUUAUGAUGAGUACGCCGUGGUGGCCCAGGCAGGACAUCACGCCGACCGAAAAAUUCCUACAAAACAUGACGAUGCUUGCAUAUGCAUGGACAUUGUCCGUCGAGUUCGAUGAGAAUCUUUUCCACCAAAUUGGCACGCCGGUUCCCCCGACCGUCCUUGACUUACUCGAACUACGCAAGGCUUAUACGGACAUCAAAUGGAGCGAUUUCGUCCCCCACGAGACCAAGACGUCUGACAUCGAGAUCGACUUAUAUGAUGUUCCCUUUACGGGCCCAGCUGCGAUCUUGGGCAUCCUGUGGGAGACGCGAGCGGCUAAGACAACUCUUAACAUUAGCCAAGAUCCAAGUACACUGCUGGGCACAAGUAUAUGGGGCAGCGGUGAUGCGAUAGUGUUGCGCGGUUUCACAAAACUCGACCUCGCUACAAGAAAGACAUUGAAAGAAGAACUUGCUGGAAAAGUCUUCUAUUCCAAGCAUGGCAAGCUUCGAGAAAGUGAGGCCAACAUCCAGGACGAUCAUGAGAGUACUUACGACCAAGUCACGAUCGCCAUGUCCGCUCUUUUUGACUCGGGUCAUGGCGUCUUGACUACUUUGUCGGAGAUGCCCCUAGCAUUGGAGCUGCGCAGUGUUCCAUUCGUGCAAGAAAUAUCGGUAAACAGAGAUCAACCUACCUGGCUGUUCAACUACACCAUCGACGAGAAAAGUUUCUCGAGCGACCUUGGCGACUUGGUGUGGGACAAUCUGCAGAGCCUGUCAAAAGACUGGAUGUACACCGCUAUUAUACAUACUGCGCUAGAGGGCCCGAAACCAGUGUGGAGCCAAGAUGAUUGGAGUUUUAUGCCUGUAUUUUCCGAUGUGGAAGGCUUCGCCUCGGCUGAAAUCAAGAGUUCAGCAGGUAGGGGCAACCGCUCCGUGGAGAGCCUGAGAGUCCAAACAUCCGCGAUUCGUGCUCGCCUGGAAUGCAGUGCUGUUGAGUGGCCCAGAAACACGAGCCUGUGGCUUCUGUCGCACAACGACGGAUAUGGACGUAACAUCACUGGACUAGACAACUAUUUCACGAUAGCACGAGUCGUUGACGAUCGCAAUUCCACGACGUGGCUUUCUACCCAAGGCAGCAUUCCACCUUGCUGCGCCAAUCUAACUGGAAACGCAACGUACAAUCCAGCCGCAGUUGCUUAUUGGACGGAGAAUUGGGAGGAAGUAUCUGGCCCCGAAGACAGUCGCGAUUAUCGUACAUCUGGAAACUUUACAGUCAAAUGGAUCCGAGGCUCUGGAAAGGUUGAACGAUUCCUCACGGGUAUGCGCCGUAAGCCGGAUGUAUACAUGUUCGUAUUUCCAGAGCCGCCCGCUAUACAGGCAUUGAACUGCAUGCCUAUCUUUGAGUCGAGCCAAGCAGAAGUUACAGUGGAGCCCAAAACCGGUGUCGUACAACACUACCGCAUCCUUGACGUUCCUGUUCGGGAGGAUGUCGCUUGGUCUGACACAUCCCAAUGGCGUCUUAAUCUCGAUUUCAUGUCGUACGCCGCUUACGCACAAGUGGGAUUUGAUCCUAUCGCCCUACUAGAUCCGGAAGUCUUGGCUAGAACAUCUUCAACUGUCUUCUCGACCUUCUUUCAGCACUUUGUAAACAGCAACCUGUCUCGCGAAUCCGGCGGCUAUGUCUACCAACCUAGGGGCAUGGAGCUCAAGAUCAACGCCCCAAUGGACGACAUGCCAGUCCAGUACAUGCCUGGUGGUUCCAUAGCGCCAAAGUUCGAAGACAUUGUCCGCAACACCAAUGCAACAACAACAGCGGAAUUAAGCACCCAGGUCGAAGUUCUCCAAAUGAAUCUCGUCGCGUUCUGGAUCGCCACAAGCAUCCUGAUCUGGCUUAUCAUCACCAUCAUCAUCCUCGGAUCGGUACAGAGGAAAUAUUACGGCGGCAUGAUGCGCAACAUCGAAUGCAUUGCCGACGUGCUGGUUCUUAUCGCUGGAAGCGAACGUUUGCUUGAAGUUAUCAGGGAGAAGGGGUUCGAUGCUAUAGUCAAGGAGGACAAGAUGCUGACGCGUAUGGGAUGGUUCCGAGAUGGUGAUGGAACCAUGCGAUGGCGGAUUGACUUGGUUGAGGAGAAGCAGGCUCAGAUGCAGCCCAUUCGUUUGGGCCCUGGGUAUGUUCCAGUGACGAAUGGGAUUGAGGAGUGCGAUGUAGAUGCUGGGUCUGAUCGUAGCGUCUCCCCACCCGGCAGCAACGGGGAAGACCAUGUAGAUGCUGUUUUGGACGCUGGCGUCGUCGGGUCGAGAUGA
Messenger RNA from Alternaria metachromatica, 2538 nucleotides. RefSeq lists its product as uncharacterized. The coding region runs from base 1 to 2538 and encodes 845 amino acids. The transcript has 5 exons. The record is from RefSeq and is a predicted model, not a curated record. NCBI's taxonomy places the organism in Eukaryota, Fungi, Ascomycota, Dothideomycetes, Pleosporales, Pleosporaceae.